Molecule: messenger RNA, 838 nt
Organism: Blepharisma stoltei
Lineage: Eukaryota; Ciliophora; Heterotrichea; Heterotrichida; Blepharismidae
Source: the annotation of a GenBank genome assembly
AUGUUCAAAAAGCCAGAAUACAACCUUUCAAAUAAACCAAAGCCAAGGAGAAGAGGACGCUUUGAGCUAUCGGAAGAGCAAAAGCAAGAAAUAAAAGAAGCUUUUGAUCUCUUUGACACUGAUAAAACUGGUAGCAUUGACUAUCAUGAACUUAAAGUAGCAAUGCGCGCUCUGGGCUUCGAUGUUAAAAAGCUUGAAGUUAUUGAUCUAAUGAGGCAAUAUGAUAAAGAGAAUUCUGGCAGAAUUGACUAUCAGGAUUUCUUAGAUAUCAUGACCCAGAAGAUUGGUGAUAGAGAUCCUAUUUCCCCCCCGAACAAAAAAAUUUUGUCGCUGACGGAGGGGGGUUCAUUGUUUUUUAAAAAAAUUUAAAAAAAUCCUAAUUUGCAAAAAUUGGGAAGCAAAUAUUAAUUUAAUUUAUAAAAAUUUAGAUUUUAAAACGCAAUUUUGUUUACAAUUAAACAGAAUUUGAUCGAAAUUUCGUUAUACUAAUUAUCACUUAUAUAUUAAUUUCUUUUCAUAAAAAAAAUUAUUCUAUUAAAAACAUUUUUGUUCACUCAAGGGGGGUGGGCGUUUGGGCAAAACAUAGGGAUUUUUCCAAUGGUUUUGUUCACUCACGGAGCGGGGGAGUAAAGAAGAAGUUUUGAAAGCAUUUCGAUUAUUUGACGACGAUGGAACUGGAUACAUAACACUCAAAAACUUAAGAAGAGUUGCAAGAGAACUGGGAGAGCAUCUAUCUGAUGAAGAAUUGAAAGCGAUGAUUGAUGAAUUCGAUAAGGAUAGUGAUGGGCAAAUCAGCCAAGAAGAAUUUUUCAAUAUUAUGAAGCCAAAUAUAUUUUAA